Molecule: messenger RNA, 7123 nt
Organism: Alligator mississippiensis (American alligator)
Lineage: Eukaryota; Metazoa; Chordata; Crocodylia; Alligatoridae
Gene: PLAG1
Product: PLAG1 zinc finger
Exons: 6
Coding region: 622-2127 (501 amino acids)
Biological process (GO): cell fate commitment; regulation of transcription by RNA polymerase II
Cellular component (GO): nucleus; cytoplasm
Molecular function (GO): DNA-binding transcription factor activity; histone deacetylase binding; RNA polymerase II cis-regulatory region sequence-specific DNA binding
Source: RefSeq, a predicted model, not a curated record
GCAGGCUGGGCUGCACCGCAGCGCAUACACUACAAUGGCUGCUGGCAGGACGGGAAAGCAAACAAUUCGCAGGCCCGCCGCGUCCAGCCCGAGCGAUGGGGGGGAGAGCGCAGGGGAGCCGCGCAGCGCCGUGAGGGGCGGCCGCGGGGCGCGGAGGGGAUGCUGAGGCGCCCGCGCUUCUCUCGAAGUUGCAUUGGCUUUACUCUGUGACAUCUCAGAAUGCAUCAUUCUAUGAUUUCCCACCUACUAAUGGAGCCCUACUGGAAUGUGGAACAGGUCUUUAGGACUUCAGCUCAUAGGGUCACUUGAUACAAUCAUCCAACCUCAGAGCUGCAGCAGCAAUAGCAAUGGCCAUCUUGAAUAAAUACCAGUAAAAAUGGGAAGUACUGGAUUCUGGUUUCCUUCAAGAAGAGUCAGCGGAACUGGUUAAGACCAAAAUCUGAGGACUUUAGUGGGCAACCAUCAGGUGUGCAUUGAAAAGAGGCUACCGUAACUCUAUUUGAAUCCCCUUUUGCUUUCUUUUACGACCACAUGAAACUUGAGAAGCCAUCUAAAGCUAAAUCAUUUAGUGGAGUUGGGCAGUUCCCAAGUGUCCAACAAGAAGGCCUGGUUUAGGCUGCGAUGGCCACUGUCAUUCCUGGUGAUUUGUCAGAAGUAAGAGAUACCCAGAAAGUCCCUUCAGGGAGACGUAAGCGUGGUGAAACCAAACCAAGAAAAAACUUUCCUUGCCAACUGUGUGACAAGGCCUUUAACAGUGUUGAGAAAUUAAAGGUUCACUCAUACUCUCACACAGGAGAGAGGCCCUACAAGUGCACACAACAAGACUGCACCAAGGCCUUUGUUUCUAAGUACAAAUUACUAAGGCAUAUGGCUACUCAUUCUCCUGAGAAAACCCACAAGUGUAAUUAUUGUGAGAAAAUGUUUCACCGAAAAGAUCACCUAAAGAAUCACCUACAUACACACAAUCCCAACAAAGAGGCCUUUAAGUGUGAAGAAUGUGGAAAGAACUACAAUACCAAGCUUGGAUUUAAACGUCACCUGGCCUUGCAUGCUGCAACAAGUGGUGACCUCACCUGUAAGGUAUGCUUGCAGACUUUUGAAAGCACGGGAGUGCUGCUGGAGCACCUAAAAACUCAUGCAGGCAAGUCAUCGGGUGGCGUGAAGGAAAAAAAGCACCAGUGUGAACACUGUGAUCGUCGGUUCUACACCCGAAAGGAUGUCCGUAGACACAUGGUAGUGCACACUGGAAGAAAGGACUUCCUCUGUCAGUAUUGUGCACAGAGAUUUGGGCGGAAGGAUCAUCUAACACGCCAUAUGAAGAAGAGUCACAACCAAGAGCUUUUGAAGGUCAAAACAGAGCCAAUGGACCUUCUAGAUCCCUUUACCUGCAAUGUUUCUGUGCCUAUAAAGGACGAGCUGCUUCCAGUGAUGUCUUUACCUUCCAGUGACCUGACAUCAAAGCCAUUUACAAACACUUUGCAAUUGAAUCUCUACAACACUCAAAUUCAGUCCAUGCAGAGUUCUGCGUCUGCACACCAAAUGGUUGCCACGUCGUUACCCUUGGGAAUGCCUUGUCCAAUAGAUAUGGAGUCUGUCCACUCUUCUCACCAGCUAUCUUUGAAAUACCCACUCAGUUCUACCUCAUAUGCAAUUUCUAUGCCAGAAAAAGAACAGCCAUUGAAAGGAGAAAUUGAAAGUUACUUAAUGGAGUUGCAAAGUGGUAUGCCUUCUUCAUCCCAGGAUUCUCAAGCCUCUUCAUCUAAAUUAGGGUUGGAUCCUCAAGUAGGACCACUAGAUGAUGGAUCUGGGGAGGUUUCCCUUUCCAAAAACUCUGUUUCUAUUAGUGAACCUCUAAGCACCCCAUCAUUGGACUUUUCUCAGUUGUUCAACUUUGUACCAGUAAACGGCCCUCCCUAUAACCCAUCUGUUUCCGUGGGGAACCUUGGAAUGAGCUAUACACAGGAGGAGGCACAUUCUUCUAUGACUCAACUUCCACCACAAACACAGGAUCCUCAGGAUCCUAGCAAUAGUAUAGGUCUUGGAUCUCUGCACUCAUUGUCAGCAGCUUUCGCAAGCAGUUUAAGCACAACCACCACCCUACCACGUUUUCAUCAAGCUUUCCAAUAGGAUGUACAAAGCUGGCUUAUUUUACUGUCUAUUUGUAGAAAUGCCUUAGGUGACCAUUUUUAACUUAGUGCCUACUAUAAGAUAUUAUAAAUCUGCUUUUGUACAGUACCAAUCUCAUGAAGCCAGUAAGAAAUUUAAAUUAACUUUUAAAAAAUAUUUUGAAAGUGUUUAUUCUCAACUGUGUUUACUUUGGUUUUUAUAAAGUCUCAAUGUAUUGUUUUCAUUUUCACUGCCAAUUGACACACACUUUAAAAAUCAGUAGAAAACCAUCCCUACUAAGCUUUGACAUGCAUCCCUUGUUUAAAACUUUUCUCAGAGAUAUCAGUCAUUACUUUUUCUCAAUUAAAUGGUAGGUCUACCAUUUUAUGUGUUGUGAAUUUUAAAAUUUGCAAAGAGUCUAGUUUUCGCAUUUUAUACAAAUUCCUUAAAAUCCUUUAAAAAAAAUCCUAAAUGGUGGGAUCUGAUCAAGUCCAUAAUCUGAAAUCAGAAGUUUUAAAUUAUUUAAAAUUCACAUUGGACACAUGUACAUAUUAUUCACUUUUGUUUCACAGGUACAAAAUUUUAAGAGCUCGGCAUUUUCUGGCUUAAAUUGUAGUGUGUACCAAAAUUGGAUAGGAAGAAAUCUAGCUUAAAUACUAAAAUUAUGAUGCAACAGAAUGAAAAAAAUAAAUUGCUUGCCUGAUUGUCAGAUAUUUUAGGUCAAAAUUGGAACUGUGGUGUGCUUUAAUGACUCUAGUUGGAUGGGAAGAGGCAAAAAUAACAGCUGACCUUGAAAUGCAAAAGGGUUCUAAUUUAAUCAUGCAAAAUAUUUUGUCACCAUUUUUUCUUUAAUUUUUAACUUGCUGGGAGAUUUUUUAGUACUAUCGAAAGAGUACCACAUAGAAAUCUUUAGAUUUUAUAUUCACUUCUGUAUGCUUCAGUCUUUCCCAGCUGCCACAGCCAAAGGGUGGGUCAAGUCCAGCCAGAUGUUUUAUAUUCAUUGUCAGUUCAAUGUUAGUCUGCAGUUAAGGAGUGAAUAUAAAUUUGCAAAUAUCAUUUUUUUUCCUUAUAGCAGAGUGGAUCUUUCCAGCUGUGUUCCAUGGUGUCUUAUGUCCUCCUAAGCAACAUGUUAGAUGUUAAUCACACUUACUACACCUGAGUACUUGGUUAGGGAUGUUUUGCCCAUUGCCAAGGUUUAAAGACAGGACUCUUAGGAGUGAAGUAAAAGCAUAUUGCUUACACCACUUUUACCUAAUACAAUAUACUUCCCCAACCCCUGAUAACCAAAAGAGAAAAAAAAACUGUGAUAUGUUAAAGCAAGUUAGAUUUGCUUUUAACUCAGUGCUAACGUUCUUUUUCCUUGUCAUUUUUAGACAAGGAAUUAAAAAAUAAAAAUGAAAUACAUUAGUAUCCCUCUAACAAUAGUGAGGAUGUAUACAAGGUUUUAAGUGGUUAAAAUAGAUAUACUUCACAGAAACAAAAGUUGCUCCCAUUUAUGGAGCUUUUGCUCCCGAUAUUUUAUCAUUAGCUCCUACAUUUUUUUUUAUUCUAGGAGCAAUAUGCAGGUGUAGUUUUACUAUUUUAUACAUAUAUGUAUUUAAAUUUUAAUACUGAAAGAUAAUGUUUUUAUAAAAUGUUUGUGUUCCAAAGGCAUUAAAAUAAGGAUGUAUUAAUAAGAAAAAUACCUUUCCAAAUUCUGCAAACUACUCCCAGAUGUUGGGUUUAGGAGCAUAUUAUCUUAAAGUGGACUUUUAGCUCUGCUUCAUGACUGCUUCCUUUGGUUUCUAUGAAACAGAUUGCUUGCUUACAUCUUUAGUUGAAUGAUUUGUUCAAUAUUGCUUUUUCCCCCCCACCAUGUUAAAGAAAGGAAAACGUUGCAAAUGAACAGAGCACAAAAUAAACGAACAGAAUGUAGUACUAGUUUAAAUCAGCAACCAUAUGAUAAAAAGCAAGUAGAAAGAAAUCGCUCUAUUGUAGAUCUUGUUUAACGAGUCUGAGCUGAAGAUAAAUGGAUUGUAUUACUGUAACGGGCCAUAUCCUGAGAGGAACUCAAGCAUCUUCCACUCCCAUUAAAGUAAAUGAAAGUUUGGCAACUCAACACCUCACAGAAUCAACCCCUUCAGAUACCACAUUUAUCAGUCAACAAAGGCAAUUGCAGAACUAAUGGAUAAUGUAAUGUAGUUGUGUUUUGGCAGUAUAUGAAAAAUUAGUAUGUAUAACUGUAUUACUAAAAUCCAAACCAUAGUGAAUUGCUAGGUUUGGUUGAGGGGGAAGUCACUUCUAAAAUAUUGCAAAUUAGUUUGAUCUUAACUGCCAGGUCAGAAUACACUGACAGACUGUCACCACGUUGCUUAAGGUAUUCACAUGGUGUAUCUAGCAUGUAGGAAAAGACAGUGCCAUCUGUUUAUCAGUUUUAGUUGCUGAUUAGACUUGAUUAAAAAAAAAUGUUGCCAACACCCAUUUUCUUAGUACAUAGUCAGAAUCUUUACUACUUGAGGUAGUGCCUUAGCUUUGUAAAAAGGGAUUGACAUUUCACUUCAGAGUUAACAUACAUUGCUUAAGAAACAGGGACCUCAGACAAGAUAUUGAACCUCAUUCAGUCAGGGUUUCGGUUGGUGGCUACAUUAUGUAUGUUUUGCCACUGAACUAGGAUAUAUGAAUAUUUGGAAGCAGGUUGACACUGUAAGCAACAGUAACACAUUAGUGCUUUGGAAUAUUAUCUAGGCAGAGUUAUUGGCCACUAUUAAAAUGUCAGUUUUUAAAACCCUAUUUUCUAGUUAUUGAGUUGAUGUUUUAGGGGUGUCCUGGCUGAUCAUGCACCACUCUUUGUGCAACUUUUAAACUUUUAGUAAGGUUCUUUUUAAAAAAAAAAAAAUAUAUAUAUAUAUAUAUAUAUUUUUGUGUACUUGUUGCUUGUGCUUUAUUUAGUAGUAAAUUGUGGAAUAGAGUGAUUUAUUGUUAAUUGGCAGUAGCGGUUUUUAAAAACCAUAUACUGACUGAAACAUGAGCCAGAGCUGAUUGCUUUAUUAAGCUAAUAAUGAAUGUUAAGAGUACAUAUUUUCAGGAUCAUUUGCCUAAUGAGCUAUACAUGUAUUAUAGGCCAAUAUUUUUAAAAAUAAAGCUUGGUCAAACUCUAUGUUACACAUAUUACAAGAUAUAGCACUUUCAAAAGGAAAACCUAAACCUUUUAAGAAAAUUUCUUACAGGUUAUGCUUUUUAUUAUAAAACCUUUUAUUAUAAUUUGUUUCAAGUGCCAUUAGAUUACAUAUAUGUAGGCCUUUGGUAUAAUGCUUUGUGUACAAAAUGGUAGACGUAAUUUUAAACAGGUACAUUUUUACAGUGUUUUCUUAUCAAUUUGCUAUAUUGCACAGAACCAGCGUGUCUUUCUUAAGGGUUUUACAAUGGUUUUUGGUUUUUUUAAACUAGGUUUACAUGUUUCAAACUACACUGUCUUCUACUGCCAUUUUGGAUACCAGUCCAAAAAUAUUAGGAGUUUUUUCUCGCAAAUAGUAAACUGUGUACUUUGGAGUUUUGGAUGGUAAACUAUUGCAAAAAAAAUUUAACAUGAAGUAUUUGACACGCUUAUAAUACCCUAUCAUAGCUAUGCUGCUGUCUGAAAAUAACACAAGGCCUGAUCUUGCACCCAUUUGGGUCAAGGGGAGCAGGAUGGCACCAUUAGUUACGUCUGUCUCAUACACUGGUUUAGCAGCUCAUCCUGUAUACUUCUCAGUCUAUAAAAAGCCUAUGACACGUACUGAUCUGCUAUAAAAUGAACUGUAUAGACCCAGCUGCCCAUCCUGUAUCUUCCUAGUGUACAGUUAAAAUCACCAUCUAUUUAGCAUUACAAGAAGAAGAAUAUAAAAUAAUACCAGAAUAGUUCAAAAGUAUGUUUGGAAAUUGCUAAAGUCCUUAUAUAAUAAAGGGUGUCUUAUUUGUUGGAAGGCAGUGUCUUUUGAUAACAGUUAUCUAGCCCUGGAAGUGACACAGAACUAUUGCUAAUCAUAUGUAAACACUUUUUCAGUAUAAGCUUCAGUGGUACAGUUGAACCAGAAUGAAUGUUUAUCUUCUCAGAAACACUCCUGCAAUAUUGUUAUAUUGGAUCAUGCUGCUAAUGUAACUUGGGAUACAACUCCUCUCAUGGUGCUACAAACCUCCCUGUCUCAUUCAGAUGUAUUUUUACCCAUAGAAAAAGGACUAUAUUAGACCUAUAGGUGUAUGAUAUAUUUUUAUACUGUGACUUAAUUUGUCAUUAAUGAACUUUGUACAACACCACAAUGUAUUCAUAUGCACUUGCAAAAGUAAAAUCUUGGACAUGCAAAUUUAAACACAAACAAGCCCGGCUUUUGUUCAAAAACUAGAACAUGACUGUUAGUUAAUGAAAUGUGGGCUUUUUAUAUGGUGUGGAGUGAAGAACAUACUAUGUUACUAAAAGCCCUUUGUACUUAGACAAGAACUGGGAAAAUAUAUUGGGGAAUGGAUGACACACUCAUACCCAACUUGGAUUGCUGAAAUUAUAUUUUUAGCUAGUGAAAAAAAUGUUUGGACUUGUAUGCUAAAAUGUUUUAAUGAUAAAAGAUUUGAGUCAAAAAUAGAAAGGAAAAAAAAAACUGCAUUCCAGACAGAAUUUGUAUAUGUUUCUUGCAUUUAAAAUUGCUAUCCUGUGAUAUGGGAAAUUGAGUUGCUUAUCAUGUAUAUGUACUUUAAAAUGUAUUCACAAACUACUGUUGUAUUUGUAUAAAAUAUAGACAAAAAGAUUGCAUAUAUAUUUUUGUGUAUAAGCUCUGUAAAAUAGCAAUCACAUUAUGAAGCUGCAGCAGAACUUCAUUUUAAACAUUCACAUCCAAAGAAACAGACUAUUUAUUGUCCACAUACCCUGACUAUAAAAUAUACCUUGCUGCUAUUAAACAAUAGUGCUGCAGCUUCUCAUGGCCUACAGUGUUAUGUUUGCUGUACAAAAAUAUGUGAACUCCACAAAAUAUAUCAAUAAAAUUACAGAAUGGUUUUAGUUAAAGUAUAA